CGCAACCUGAUCGCGACUUUAGCGGACGAAAACGUCAUUCGUGCCAUCUUCGCGUCCGGUUGGAGUCGCCUCGUGCACCUUGAAGCUGCUCGGCCUAGCGUAGCUUAGCCUAGCUUAGCUUGCUAACAAAGAGACGGCAGAAGAAUGUCUGCCAUGUUUCUGUCUCGUCCCUCCGACGCAGAGCGGAAAAUGUGCGCGAGGGGGACGGCGGAGUACGACGAGGAACUUCGGGGCCCGAAAGAGGACGAGGGGCCAAAAGGUCAACGACCGGACGCUGCGGUCGAUCUGCGGCCUCCAACAGAUAUCACUGAAGAUCUUCGUACUGAGAAGCAGGGUCCAGAGCCCCCUCGCAUUAAAGAGGAAGUGGAGGACAAAGAGGUCCACCACAUCAAAGAGGAAGAGGAGCCCAUUUCGAUUAAAAAAGAGGAGGAAGAAACAUGGGCCCACAUCAAAAAGGAAGAGGAGGAGAUCGCCACCAAGUGUCCAUCGACUGGUGUCCCUUUGAAGAGUGAAGCUGCAGGUCACAGUGAGGAGACCAGAGGGGCGGAGCCUCCGAGCACCAGCUCAAGUCAACCCAUGACAACAGAAGGUGAUGGAGACCACUGUGGAGGAUCACCAGCAGACGGACUCUUAGCUCCGCUGUCAGAUAGUGACGACGCGACGUCACGCUCUCCUCACACCGAUGAUGAUGGUCACACCGAAAACAAACGGUGGAAAUGUUCUCAGUGUGGGAAAACACUUGCCAACAAGAGCAUUUUGAAGCAACACGUGAGAACGCACACUGGAGAAAAACGGUUUUCCUGCUCAGUUUGCGGCAAAAGAUUCACUCAGAAAGGAAGUUUAAAAAAGCACACAAUAACCCACACCGGUGAGAAACCGUUUUCCUGUUCAGUUUGCGGUCAAAGAUUCAAUCAGAAGGGAAACUUAAAAAAACACACACGAACCCACAGUGGUGAGAAACCUUUUUCCUGCGACGUUUGUGGUCAAAGAUUCUCUGUCAAGGGAAAAUUAGAAAUACACACGAGAACACACACCGGUGAGAAACCUUUUUCCUGCUCAGUUUGUGGUCAAAGAUUCUCUGUCAAGGGAAACCUAAGAAGUCACACGAGAACCCACACUGGAGAGAAACCUUUUUCUUGCACAGUUUGUGGCCAAAGAUUCUCUGAAAAGGGAAGUUUAAAAAUACACACAAGAACCCACACUGGUGAGAAACCUUUUUCCUGCACAGUUUGUGGCCAAAGAUUCUCUGUGAGGGGACACUUGACAAGACACACAAAAACCCACACUGGUGAGAAACCGUUUUCCUGCUCAGUUUGUGAUCAAAGAUUCACUCAGAAAGGAAACCUAAGAUGUCACGCAAGAAGACACACUGGUGAGAAACCGUUUUCCUGCUCAGAUUGUGGCCUAAGAUUCUCUGAAAAGGGAAACUUAACAAAACACACAAGAACCCACACUGGUGAGAAACCGUUUUCCUGCGCCGUUUGUGGCCAAAGCUUCUCUGAAAAGGGAAGUUUGACAACGCACACAAGAACGCACACUGGUGAGAAACCGUUUUCCUGCGCCGUUUGUGCUCAACGAUUUUAUGAAAAGGGACACUUGAUAAGACACCGAAAAACCCACAGUGGUGAGAAACCGUUUUCCUGCGCCGUUUGUGGUCAAAGAUUCUCUGAAAAGGGAAAUUUAAUAACGCACACAAGAACGCACACUGGUGAGAAACACUUUUCCUGCGCAGUUUGUGGCCAGAGAUUCUCUUAUAAGUAUCAGGUUCAGACACACAAGUGUGCCGGUGAGAAUAGCAGCGAUCCUGAUGCUUUGAAUGAAAAUGCAAAUGUUUCAUCUCAAAAGUAAUUCCUAGUAGUUACUGACUUACAAAAAGGUGGAGUUUGGUCAGGAUUAUUCUGUAAAUCGACAGGGACUGGAGACAAAGGACACAACCUGAAUCGGGACUUCUCUUUUGCAAAAGGGGGAAGCCGUCGCUCUCUCAGCGCUCCAAAGUCUCCCGACGUCGCCUUCCCCUUUGCUCCUUUUAGAACAGAUGGUCAGCCAUCGGGCCUGAGUCGUUAAUCUUUUUAAAUGUAAACAUUGUACCACAUCCUCAGAAUCAGAAUCAUCUUUAUUUGCCAGGGACAAGGAAUUUGUCUCCGGUAGUUGGAGCCGCUUUAGUAUGACAACAAGACAGUCAAUUGACAGAGAACACUUUGGAGACAGAAAGACAUUGACAAAAACAAAAACAGUCACUGAUCAGCAAAGGGUUGCUAGUUAUCUGGUAAGAUGCAGAGUCCUCGAGCACUUAGAGCAGUUCGAAAGACUAAUAUUGCAACAGUCCGGUGCAAUGAGCGUUGCGCAAAGGGCGCCGAGACUUCAAGCGAGGAGUGCGGUCAUCUGGGACAUUGUCGAUUGUGCAAAUGUUGCCGAAUUUGAAGUAAAGUCUAAUUUUUCCAGCUAUGAGCUCUAGUCAUUCUUCCUUUUAGAGCAUAAAAUCAACUAGACGUGGACGUCGAGUAGUUCAGUCACACUAUUUCAGUUCUUGUAUGCCUUUGCCACAGUAAUAGCAUCUGGGCGAUUUGCUGUAACAAUUUCAAACCCAUUUUGAAAACACAUCAAUCAGAACUCGGCAAUAUUUGUCUUGCCCUACUUUAUUCAAUUCAAUAAAAUCCAUAUGCACCACUUGAAAAGGAGCCAUACUUCGGGGCGACAACGUCGUUAGCUUGCUAACUGCACGCCGGAGUGGUAAAUGGGCCUUGUUACGGAACAUAAGCACAGCUAACUCACAACUGAGCAGCACAGCCAAACAAAACGACGUCACUUUGUGCCACGAGAGCUGCUCGUCAAGUGGCGGCGGCGUCGCCCGGCCACGGCCCCACAUCCUGCGGCUCUGCCUCCAUCCACGUCUCCUGGGGUUGAGAGCAGGUCCGUCUCUUGGUGUCAUGAUCGGGUGCAGGUCGAGGAACAGGGUUGAAGGCCUUGUCUGAGGAGACGGGGUGGAAAAACAGGGAGAAACACAAAUCAACCAACAAGACCACAUUUGUUUGAGAGGGCAAUUUGUAAUGAUGAUUGGAAGCAGCAAUGUUGGUGUAACGCAGCGAGGGACACACACCUGGAACGGCCUCGGGCGGUUGCGCCCGGGGGAGGCUGCAGUUGCUGGUGCAUGACACAAACAGGUCCAUUUAAAAAAAUCUAUGUCGAAAUAAAAUGUUAUUCAACACCAAUCACAUCUGACACUGUCACAUUUAAACUUAAAUGAACACACAAAUGUAAUGUCCGUGUUUUUUCUCAGUGCCUUUUAUACCAAAUAAAGCAAGAAAAACGUCGA
This is a messenger RNA of Phyllopteryx taeniolatus (common seadragon), 3313 nucleotides long. RefSeq names its product gastrula zinc finger protein XlCGF57.1-like. Gene Ontology annotation, biological process: regulation of transcription by RNA polymerase II. The transcript has 3 exons. Bases 145 to 1848 code for a protein of 567 amino acids. The record is from RefSeq and is a predicted model, not a curated record. Lineage: Eukaryota; Metazoa; Chordata; Actinopteri; Syngnathiformes; Syngnathidae. Gene Ontology annotation, molecular function: DNA-binding transcription factor activity; RNA polymerase II cis-regulatory region sequence-specific DNA binding.